AUGCCCAAAGGAAAACCAUUGAAAACGAGAGUUUUAGGUCUCCCAAAAGGCUAUAAAUACAAAGAGUGGUUGGAUUCUCAGUUAAAUGUGGAUGAACCUUUUAUUGAUUAUUUCAAGUUCGCCGAUACUUUUGAUGGUUCAGAGAGCGCAACAAACUACCAUUAUGCAGACCUUCUUGAAAAGUUGUCAUCUGGACAAAGUAAUAAGCUGACAAAGAUUGCUUCUAUUGCAAAAACGUUGUACAACUCACGAAAGCUUAAUUCUAAGUUUGGUAAACGGUAUGAAGAAUAUUGGAAGAUGAAGAAUGAGGACAUAAAGUUGCAAAGAACUAUGAGAACCCAAAAUCAACAAACAGUAUUACGAUUAAAGGAAUUAACAAUUAAGCAUAUUCCACACUUUGCGCAAAUGGUAAUACUUCAAUCCAAGGGAAAUAAUAAUAUUGAAGUAUCUGCGGAAGACGAAUUUACAGAGGAUAGUAUCACCCAAAGGGUUAUGACACAAACAACAAACCUUCCAUCGACUGUUAGAGUUGGAGACUUGAAAAUAAUAGAUUUAUCGUUACAAAUAGCUGAGGAAAUGUUAAAAGCGGAGACUUCUGCUGCUCAAUUUGAGUCUAUAAUGAAAGCAAGCAAAAUUGAUCUAAAUCCCAUGUCCGUCCAAGCAAAUACACUUAUCAAAGUUGGUAACAAAAUGAUUGCUCCUGGACUAGUGGAAUUCUCUGGAGGUAUCAAUGAUAAGACCUCUUCUCGAAAGAACGCAAAGGAUAUCGAAAAGUUGUACACUAAUAUGCUUGUUCAUUAUGAUGGUGUAAUGUAUAGGACAGUUGAUGUAGUUGUUGAUAUCCCAAAUACACCAAGGAAAUUAGUUGCAUAUGUAAAUCAAAUACCAAGUAUACUUGCAUGGAAGGAGGCCCUGAUUAAUCAUGCCCUUGAUUUAAAUUAA
Mucor mucedo is the source of this 942-nucleotide messenger RNA. RefSeq lists its product as uncharacterized. The transcript is spliced from 6 exons. Bases 1 to 942 code for a protein of 313 amino acids. NCBI's taxonomy places the organism in Eukaryota, Fungi, Mucoromycota, Mucoromycetes, Mucorales, Mucoraceae. The record is from RefSeq and is a predicted model, not a curated record.